Molecule: messenger RNA, 7730 nt
Organism: Gadus chalcogrammus (walleye pollock)
Lineage: Eukaryota; Metazoa; Chordata; Actinopteri; Gadiformes; Gadidae
Gene: tjp3
Product: tight junction protein 3
Exons: 30
Coding region: 3004-6981 (1325 amino acids)
Biological process (GO): cell-cell junction organization; cell-cell adhesion; protein localization to cell-cell junction
Cellular component (GO): bicellular tight junction; plasma membrane
Molecular function (GO): cell adhesion molecule binding
Source: RefSeq, a predicted model, not a curated record
CCCCCCCCCCUCUUCCACCACUGUCUUUCUAUUAGCAUAUUUAGUGAUGGGGCUCCUGGGGUGAGUUGAUGUUUUGAAGUCUCAGGAACGUCUGGAGUGCUUUUACCGUUGUUUUUUUUUUGUAAACCUUUCGACCAAUAUUGAUAUAGUCAGUUGUUCUUCUCGGUGCGUAUCUUUACGAUCCUAUAUAUUUGCGAAACCCGUUGGGAUCUGGCCAUCUUUCGUUCUGUUUUAGUUCCUUUUUUUUUUUUAGAGAUGAAUGCACUGUAGUUGAUCCCGGCAAUGACAUGGCUGUGCAAACGCAACCAAUCAAACAGCAAUAAAAAAAAAUAUACAGAUUCUACGUUUGUUAGGAAAUAAGAAACAAAAUCCUCAGUACUGUUUACGCUCGAGAACGGGCAAUGCUUCUUGAUCACCUGUGCGCGGUCUGGACUCAAACGUAUUUCUCUGUUGUGCUCUCUAGUGUUGUGUUAAACCAGAUGCAUACAACCCUUUUUUUUUUAUUAUUGUAAAGAGCUGUGUCAUGGGAUGAAAGCAAAUAUGUUCCUAGAUGUUUUGUCACCAAUGUUAACGAGGAAAGUGAAUAAUAUUUAUAUUUAAGGGAUAUUUUAGAUUUUAGAUAUGUUAUCCUGGUUAAUAAUGCAUUAGUUAUGGGAAGGUAUGGUCAGGGAAGUGUAAAAUACAAAUGGCUACAAAACAAAACAAAUACAGUCUAUUCUAUUCUGCCACCAAAUAAAGUCGCAGUGCUCUGUGCAACGACACAGAGACUGGGUUUCAGUCGUUCUCUCCUCACACAUUCUCUUAGCCUCAAGUGGAGGCAUGGUCCCAGUGCGUAACAGAUUCUGCCGGGACUAUAGUUUGCAGAAAGAUACCAAAGUAUUCCACAGACAGUUACUGGCUUGAAGACAUCUGAUCUUUAAUCAAUCUCAGGAAAGAAAAUCCCUCAAGUAGAUUUAUCAGCCAGAUAUCAGAGAGAAGUAUAUUUUCCCCUAUUUACAGUGGUAGAAGUAACCAUUACAUCGGAUUUCCAUUUCUUUCUUUUUUUUUUUUGCUAUUACACUCUGUUGAGAAAUUCUCUUGCGGUAUUAUGUAAUACCCUGAUGUGAUGCUUUAGUCAUUUGUUUGUAAAAUUGUUUGUGAAAAUGUCUGGUUAAAAAUGAUUAUGCCUUCCUAGGGCCACAAAAUGGAAUUUCUUUUGUUUUAAGGAAAACUAUUUCCGCACUAUUUCCCUCCUUUUUUAUUAGUAUUUCUUUGUUUAAUUUUUUAACUCCUUGUUAAAGAUUAUUUGCAUCUGGGGCUCCCCGGUGUUUAUGCUGAAUUUUUUUUACGUUUACUCCACCACAAAGUCUCAGACACAAGUUAUCAUCUUGAUACGGCCCAUUCUUUAAAUACUUCUAGUGCUUCAUUGUAACCCAUCCAUUGUAAUAUUCUCUUGAGUAAACAAAGGCUCUCCUCUCUGUUGCUUUAAGUUUGACGUCAGAGUCAGAGCUUUAAACGUCUUGGAUGUGGAACGACACUGAGACAAAAUACUACAUUUUUAAGAACGUUGUUACUCUGUUAACUAGUGUAGUUUGGCGUUUCAGCCUAUGUUUUUGUAUAAUUUUGCACUAAGAAUGGCAUAAUCAAGUUACUGUUGUCCUGUUGGUUAUGAUGGAGAUUUGCAAGCUUGUGUUCCUGACCUGAAGAAUUGCUUCUUGUAAAGUGUAACCGACAUACCUGUCGCCCCCUCUCCACCUUCUGCAUAUUAUAUAAAUGUCUUCACAUUCAAAUAAUUUAUUGCUAACAAAAAAAUGAAACAAAAACAUGCUACUGAUUGUAUGUAUUUUUAAACAAAGACUAUUUUUUUUUGUAAAAAAAAACUGUUCAGCAACUGUGUUCAGCACUUUUAUUCUGGGUUGUGUUUUUGUUUUUCUAUAUAUUUAUAAUUUAGAUCGAAAUGUGUAUAUAUUGUAAAAAAUUGUGCCUUUCGACUAAUUCUUUUAAAAGUUUUCUACUCAUAAAAGGAAGGAAUAUAUCAUAUUGCAAUCGUAUCUUUGUAAACAAAUAAAAAUUUAAAGAUUGUGGAAAUAGUUCCCCAUCUUUAUUGACAUUCUACAUUUUAACUUAUUGUGGUUUGCCAGGGGAUGAUAUGUUGCAUUUGUCAGCCUAUUCACUAUUACUAUUUAGUAUCUAUAUUACUAUUUACUCACCAACUUGAAGCAGAUAGUCAAGUUUAUUUGCAUAGUCCCUAAUCACAAAUACAGCUUUAAAAGGGUAAGUAGGGCAAGUACAAUCUCCAAAACCCAGUGGGAAGGAACCGCAGAGAAAAGGUAUCACUCCUCAAGGAAAACUAGCUGUUCCAGGCAGGCAUUCAAUGAAGAAGAGAAAAUAACAGGUAAAAAAUACAAAUUAAUGGUUUAAUUAAGGCGAAUAUACAGGGUUCAUGAAGUUAUGAAGUAAUGAAAAACUAUCAUCUGAACAGCGUGAAAUGAACCUGAAAAAAACAAUCGUAGAUCAGUUCAUGUGGGGCUGGUUCGAACUCCUACAACUGUCAUCAAAAACUUGGAGGCUGGCGAAAGGAACCACUAGAGGGUAGUGUCGUGUAAGUAACCACUGCCUCCUGUCCAACAGCUAAAGUACAAUCCAUCGUUAGCACUGCAGCAUAUAUCUGCAGCACACUGUACCUAAAGAACAAAUCAUAUUUCGUUCUUGAAGGAUUUUUUAACUCAUUAUACAAUUACAGUGAAAAAACAGCAAAACGGAUAUUCCUUAUAAGGUCAGCGCGUAUCGUGGACUGUCAUUGGCGCGUGGUUCAUUAUACAGUUUGCGCUGCCUACGUGAUGACGUAAUGAAACUCACCUGGACUCGUCACCACUAAAAGCCACGCCCCUGGUCCACAGGUAGAAUGAAUCACUUUAAACUCUUUAUUUGUCAGUCUGCGUAAUGUGUUUUCGAGAAGAGUGAACAGGCUACUUGAUCGUUUGGACAGUCUUGGAUAUUGCAAAAAAAAUACAGAAACCAGGCAUGGAAGAGUUGAUGAUAUGGGAGCAGCACACCAUCACACUGAACAAAGACCCCAAGAUGGGGUUUGGCUUCGCCAUCUCCGGCGGCCGGGACAAGCCCAGCCCAGAGUCCGGGGACACGGCCAUCGUGGUGUCUGACGUGCUGCCCAACGGACCGGCCAUGGGCAGGCUGUUCACCAAAGACAACAUCGUCAUGGUCAACGGGGUUUCCAUGGAAAAUGUCUUCUCCAACUUCACUAUCCAGAACCUCAGGUCAUGUGGACAGACGGCCAACGUGACGGUGAGGCGUCCCCGUAAGAUCCAGCUGCCUGCGAGCACGCGGCCGACGCGCGCCGUCUCCCACUCCAACCUGCUGGACAGCGACACCCUGACGCGUCGGCCCCGCCGCUACUCGGACGGCAGCGACAAGGGGCGCAGCCGGCAGCGCGCCCGCAGCAACACGCCCGACCGCAACGGCCACAGCAACACGCUGCCGCUCAUGAACACCAGCUACAAGCGGCUGCCCAACAACGACGUGGCGGAGAAGCCCAUCAAGGCCACGCUGCUGAAGAAGAAGCUCAACGACGAGUACGGAUUGAAGCUGGGAAGCCAGAUCUUCAUCAAGCACAUGACCGACACGGGCUUGGCUGCCAAGGAGGGCACCUUGCAGGAAGGAGAUCUCAUCCUCAAGAUCAACGGCAUGACCACGGAGAACCUGUCCCUGCUGGAGACCAAGCACCUGGUGGAGAAGAGCCGGGGCCGGCUCACCAUGACGGUGCUCAGAGACAGCCGCAAGUUCCUGGUCAGCAUCCCCGAGGUGGUGGACAGCGCCCCCAACAGCGAGGAGGACCGUCGCCACGACAGCAGCUCCGAGCUGGAGGACAUUUCGGACCUUGACAUGGACAUGCCUUCUCCGAAAGAAAGAGUUUCCCGGCAUCCAACGAGAGAAAGAACAGCACGAAGAACACGAACCCAAGUCCCGCCUCCAGCCAAGUCCCGAGACUCCUCCCCCGUACGCUCCACCCUCACCAGGCCUGCAGCCCGGCCCCCCUCCUCUCGCAGAGCCCUGAGUGAGUCUGAGUCGGACCACAGUCCCUCCCCUCCACCUCCCACCCGGAGAGGAGACACCAUCGAUACAAGGGAUAAAUACAAGAGUCUCUCCGGUCUGUCCAUGCUGCCCGACCCUCGCUCCUCCCCCAUGGCCCAGAAGUGGGCCCCCCCCCGCACCACCUCGGCCGCCUCCAAGCCCCGCAAGCCCGUCUCCGAGUCGGACUCGGACCGGAGCGUUUCCCCUCCCCGCCUGCGGCAGGAGAGCCCCCGGCCCAACUCCAGAUACAAGGUUCUUCCGGACUUGCCCCUCCCCGUGAUGAGGGCGUCCCCCAUCAAUGUUCGCCAGGAGCCCCUACGGCGAGUCAGCUCCCCGGUCAGAGCACCACCCCCAGACUCUGAGUCCGAGUCAGACGAAAGCACUAACUACCCGGCGAGGCAGGGCACACACUACAACCAGGACUCGCGGGAUAAAUACAGAGUCCUCCCCGAGCUAGCCACCGCGGUGGCCCCGAAGGUGGCCCCCAAGCUGGCCCCCAAGCCCCGCUCCUGGUCCCCGCCCAGCGCCGGCGCCUUCCCCACCUCGCUACAAAAACCCGCGUCAGACUCUGAGUCGGACGUGAGCUACAGCUCGGUUCCCCAGAGGAGGGGGUCCUCCGAAAGUGGGGGGUCACACAUGCUCCAGGAGCGCUACAGGGUGUUACCGGAGACACAGGCGGCCCCGCUGAGACACACGGCCUCUAAAACCUCAGCAGCAAGCAGACCCACUCAGGACGAUUCCUCCGGGUCCGACCAACUCCGCCACCUCCGGAGGUCUGGCAGUUCGGAGCCAGGGAGCCAUCACGGACCCCGUCCGUCUAAAAGCGGCACUUCUAAGUCUGGGGUUUCAGGAAAGAACAAGCCUGUCUCCUCCAAGCCAGUGGAAGAACCCCUCUACUCCUUGCCCCCAGAUUCCUAUCCGACACCCAACGUAGGGUAUAGCUCCGACCUGCACACAGUGUCCUUCAUCAAAGACGGCAGCAUCGGUCUGAGGCUGGUGGGAGGCAACGACGUCGGCAUCUUUGUGGGCGGAGUCCAGCCGAGUAGCCCCGCCCAGGAACAGGGGAUGCGGGAGGGGAGGGACCAGAUCAUGCAGGUGAAUAAGGUGGACUUCAACCACUUCACCAGGGAGGAAGCCGCCAACUACCUGCUCCACAUCAAACACGGGGAGCCGGUGGAGAUCUGCACGCAGAACAAGAUGCACCUCUACAAGAAGAUCCUCAAGUCCAGCCUGGGCGACAACUUCUACGUGCGGACCCAUUUUGACCACGAGGCGGACACCCCCGUGGGGCUGUCCUUCACCCGGGGGGAGGUGUUCAGGGUGGUGGACACCAUGCACCGCGGCAAGCUGGGCAACUGGCUGGCCAUCCGCAUGGGGAACGACCUGCAUGAGCUGGACAAAGGAACCAUCCCCCACCAGGCCAAGGCCGAGACGCUGGCCGUCAUGGAGCAGGCCCAGCGGGCCAGCGGGGAACGGCAGGCCUCUGGGCCCAGGGCCGAGUUCUGGAAGCUGAGGGGACUCCGAGGGGCCAAAAAGAACGUCCGCAGAAAUCGGGACGACCUUCUGCAACUCACCAUCCAGGGCAAAUUCCCUGCUUAUGAGAAAGUGCUUCUCAGAGAAGCUAAUUUCAAGCGACCAAUCGUCAUCCUGGGUCCUCUCAAUGAUAUCGCCAUGGAAAAGCUGGCUAAAGAAAUGCCUGAUGAAUACGAAGUGGCAGAGAUGGUUCCCCGUAGCGGUGGUGGUGACAGUGCCUCAACGGUCAUUAAACUGGACACCGUCAGGGCGAUCGCUGAGAAGGACAAGCACCCCCUGCUGGACAUCACGCCCACUGCAGUGGAGAGGCUGAACUAUAUCCAGUACCACCCCAUGGUGCUCUUCCUGGACCCUCACAGCCGCAAGGACAUCAAGGCAAUGAGGCUGAAGUACAGCCCCAACUCCAACAAGAGUUCCAGACGCCUGUACACCCAGUCCCUUAAGAUUAGGAAGCACUGUAGCCAUCUGUUCUCAGCACGCGUUGACCUGCAGCCGAGCUCCAACGUUUGGUAUGAUAUCCUUAAAGACAAGAUCCGUCACCAGCAGGCUAAACCAGUCUGGGUGUCUGAGGUUACGCUGGAGAGUGGCGCGGAGCAGGACCUGGACACGCUGGACCAGAGCCACUCGGACUACCUGAGCGCCGCCAGCGACCUGGAGGACACCGACGGCGAGCCCUUCACCGACGGCGAGAUCUACACGGACAACGAGGACCUGGACGAGGCCUUCCCCGGCCAGGGGGCCGCCGCCGCCGCCGCCGCCAAGAUCCAGCGCGGCCGCGGCACCACCAGCGCCCUGGCGCGCUCCUCGGAACCCGCCCACGAGUCCCUCUCGGACCUGGAGCCCGUCCCCGAAGCCGAGACCUACUCGCUCAGGGAGGUGCCGCCGCUGAUGCACGUGCACGUGCCGGAGCCCCGGCACGUGCACCAUGAGGAGGACGAGGAGGAGGAGGACGACCGUAGCUCCCCGCGGCGCGCCGAGAGCACCAGCCCGCAGGACAACCACUCCCACCGCAGCUGGUCCGGCUCGGACGCCAGCGACGCGGAGCCGGCGGGCCGCGGGACGCCGGCGGUGUCGGAGGGACCCCCGGACUUUGUGGCCCCCGAUCCCACGGGGCGGGGCGCCGGGCCGAUGGAGGACGAGGGGAGGGAGAGCGACCCGGAGAGGGAGAGCCCCCCGCCUGCCUCGCUGUCACUCAUCGAGGAGAAGCUGCAGCAGGCUCGCCAGGCUGAGCCACAGGAGAAGAAGUCUUCGCCCGCCUUCAUCGUGCUGGCUCAUCACCAGGCGCUCCAAUAUCGGCGCACGCAGAUCCGAGGCAGCGACAGCUCGAAUGAAGAGGAGGAGGCCGAUGACGUCGAGUGGGGGCCUGCGACCGAACUCUAAGUUCUGGAACUCCACGGAACAUUGGGUUUUUCGAACCCAACUUUAUUGACAGGUUCCACGUUGCAGAGUCCAUUGCGCAAUUCCUACAGUUGAUUCUCACCGUGGUCAACUGGCACAUAUGGGAGGAGGAGCGUUUUCAUCUAACUGUAAAGCCAAUGACGACACUCCCUUUGAGAGAUCAAUUUAUUCAGUUUAGAAGAUGGUGGGCGGCCAUGUUCAUGGUGCAUAUCCAGGGUAUGAUUAAUUGGACGAUGGUGUAUUGAUUGCCCUUUUUUUUUCAUAUCCAAAGAAAUAUUUUAUUUGAUCAAUGUAAUUAUGAAAAUGUCCUUUGUUCAGUUUUUGUAUUCAUGCCAUAAAUGCAAACAAUGGGUAUUGUUUUAGAUUGUUUUAAUAAAUUCUAGUUUUAUUAAAACUAUUGAGAUUGUUCAUUACAGCUGUAUUUUAGGAUUUGUAUUAAAUACUUGCAUAAUAUUGUAGUCGAUUUCUUAUAGCAAAACGGGCCAUAUCCAUGUUCAAUUUUUAUGUUUUAGCAAUUUUUGUUAGCAUCGUAUGCUAUUCAUGGGAAGGUGUGCCAAAUGUUUGGUAAUCUGCCGCCACUUUGGGUCAGAGUAAAUAAUCUGCAUUCCAUUUUAUUGUCGUAGUCGCAUUUUACCAAUUAAUUAUCAUACCAGGUGUACCCACUCUAGCAAUAUAUAAUAAUUCAAUAUACAUUUUUAUAAAAUAUUCCAACACUAACCAUUUUUGUCUCU